AUGGAACAGUUGCAUCGACAGAUCCGCGAGUUGCAGCGCAAGAUGGAGGCGCGCGACGAGUCCCCGGAACCCCGGGACGCCCUGGCCACACCCUUCACGGAGGCCAUCAUGGCCGAGCCUUUACCCCGGGAGUUCCGAUUCCCGACCAUCAAACCCUACACGGGGGCGACGGACCCGCGGGACCACCUCAACAGGUACAAGGCGGUCAUGAUGAUGACAGGCAUAAAUGACGCCAUCAUGUGUCGCGGUUUUUGCACGACUCUGGAUGGGCAGGCCCAGGAUUGGUUCGGGUCCCUCCCGGGGGACUCCAUUCCCACUUUUACGGUCCUGACCAAGAAGUUCAUGUCGCACUUCGCGGGCAGCAUACAACGGCGAAAGCAGUUCGCCGACCUAUGUUACCUGAAGCAAGACGAGUCGGAAUCUUUGGUGGAGUACCUGAGUAAGUGGAAGAAAGAAGCUAUGGGGGUAACAAAUUUUGAUGAAAGGUCCGCCAUCCCGUUUUUCACCAAUAACCUCAGGUCGGGUCCUUUCCACAGCGACCUUGUUCGGAAUGAGCCGAAGACGUACACAGAAUUGAUGGACCGCGCCGCGGGCUACGCCAAUGCGGAGGCAGCAGAGAAGAGGGAGAAGGAGGAGGAGGAAGGUCGCAGACAAGGCGACAGGGCAUCUCACCCUCAAGAGGAUCGCCGCCCUCCCCGGUCGCGACGUGACCCGGGUCCCCAUCUAGCCCCGCUACGACACCUGACCCCGUUGACACAGCUUGUUAGCGUCAUCCUGGACCAUGCCGAGGACAUGGGCAUCGUGUCGUUCCCCAAGGAAUGCUUAAAGAUCUCCCCCAAAGCCGACCCGAAGAAGUAUUGCAGCUUCCAUCGGCAACGUGGACAUGACACCGACGAAUGUAUGAGAUCCGGGCAGGACCACGCAAAAGGCCUUGACAACACCCGAAAGAAAAAGGAUAGCACUUGGCCCUCUACUUCCGCCCCGGGCAAGAGGGAGCUCGACCACCUCACGGAGGACGAGGAGACCGAGCCAGACAGCCCACCAAAGAAGAAGAUCAUCCGUGUCAUCUUCGGCGGCCCGGAGGGGGGAGACACACCCACCGAGAGGAAGAAGUGGGCGCGAAGCCUGUACGUCGGGGAGGUCGUCAGAGCACCCCAUGAGAAGAGGACACGCAGGGAGCCCAUAGCGUUCACUGACGACGACCUCCCGGAUGGACCCUUACCCCACCGGGACGCAUCGGUAAUCAGCUUGGACCUUAAUGACACCAUUGUCCACCGGGUACUGGUAGAUACGGGGAGCUCCGUGAAUGUCAUGUAUUAUGACACCUUCACGCAACUCGGGUUAUCCAGGAAGCAGUUUUCCCAGGUUCGGACCCCGCUAUCCAGCUUCACCGGAGACUCCAUUGAAACAGAGGGGUCCGUCAUCCUUAAAGCGCAGAUCGGCACCCCGCCGCACGUGAAGACAUGGGACGUAGAGUUCGUGGUGGUGAAGAUCAGCUGCGCCCACAACAUCAUCCUUGGCAGACCUGCCUUGGAGGACCUCAGGUGCGUCAUCUCUAUGGAGCACAUUUGUCUCAAAUUCCCUACUCCCACCGGAAUGGGCACCGCGAAGGGGGGACCAGAAGAUCAGCCGGAGUUGCUACUUGAAGGCCUGCCGUCAAAUAACGAGGAAGGAUCUCCAGGUACACACAGUAACCGAGAGGGCACUCAGGGAAGAAGAGAAGCGGCCCCGCGCUGA
Molecule: messenger RNA, 1737 nt
Organism: Ipomoea nil (Japanese morning glory)
Lineage: Eukaryota; Viridiplantae; Streptophyta; Magnoliopsida; Solanales; Convolvulaceae
Exons: 2
Coding region: 1-1737 (578 amino acids)
Source: RefSeq, a predicted model, not a curated record